CGCGCGACGCAGAGCCGACGCGCACGCGGCACGAGGCGGGUAAAGAGCGUCAGCACCACCGCGCCCACGGCGGAGCACCGCAGGGAGACGCCGCGUGGAAGUUGUCCCCGCGCACGACGAUGGCGGCGCGCUCCACCUCUCCACCGCCUGCUGCACUCGGCUUUAAAGUUACGCGUUCGAGUCCGGCGCUCCCACGCUCCGGCAGCACCCUGAACGCACCAUGACGAGCGGCGACCUUUCCAUGAUGACGAGGAGAUGUCUUCUCACUUUCAAACCCUUCAGAAUCUUUGUGGUGGGGAUCGGCUUCUUCAGCCUGUGCUUUCUAAUGACCUCUCUUGGGGGCCAGUUCUCAGCCAAGCGACCCGUCGAUUCCCCCUUCACCACGCGGGCCGAAGUAUUUGGCGGCCAUGAAUCUCGCAGUGUGCUGAAGAAGAUCAGCGACAUGCUGGAAGUCAUCAUGAAGAGGAUGGACGCUCUGUCCAGACCCAGUAACGCCACUGAAAGCCACAAGCUGGACGAGCUGGCCUCCGUUCUGGACAGGUUUCAGCCAAUAGGGUUGGUGGAGCGGAUCCAGGCCAUAGCCCAGAACAUGUCGGACAUGGCAGGGAGGGUGGAGCAGAUUCUCCAGCGCAGCAUUGCAAGCAAAAGAGUGAGAGAAGGAACAUUGUGUGACAUUCCCAAAGACCCUCGUUACCCAGACUGUCCCGGCAAGAUGGAUUGGAUGCGUUCCCGCUGGACCUCGGACCCGUGCUACGCCUUUUACGGCGUUGACGGCUCGGACUGCUCCUUCCUGGUCUACCUGAGCGAGGUGGAGUGGUUCUGCCCCCCGCUGGCCUGGAGGAAUCAAACCGCGACGCCCACUUUGAAACCCCCUCCCAGGCAACAGGCUGUUUUCCGGUUCGACACGGGCGCUCUGCUGGAGCAGGUGGGCACCGGAAAGGAGUCGCUGAACUUCAUGAGGAGACGCAUACGCAGGCUGGCAGCACAGUGGGCCUCCGCUGCUCGACGGCUGGAUGACAAGCUGCGCGGCCACUGGAGGGACGAGAAGCGGAUCCUGGUCCAUGUGGGUUUCCUGACCGAGGAGUCGGGAGAUGUGUUCAGCCCCAAAGUACUGAAAGGAGGUCCGCUGGGGGAGAUGGUGCAGUGGGCCGACAUCCUCACUGCUCUCUACGUGCUCGGACACGACCUCAAGAUCUCGGUGUCUGUCAAGGAGCUGCAUGGGUUUUUGGGGGUCCCUCCUGGUAGAGGAAGCUGCCCUCUGAGCGGCCCGCUGCCCUUUGACCUCAUCUACACGGACUACCACGGCCUGAAGCAGAUGAAGCAGCAUUUGGGGCUGUCACUGAAGAAGCACAAGUGCCGCAUCCGAGUGAUCGACACUUUCGGCACGGAGCCGGCGUACAACCACGAGGAGUACGCCACCCUGCACGGCUACAGAACCAACUGGGGCUACUGGAACCUCAACAGCCAACAGUACAUGACCAUGUUCCCUCACACCCCAGACAACUCCUUUAUGGGCUUUGUGGCUGAGGAGCUGAACGACACCGCCAGGAUGAACAUCCAGAGGAACAAAGUCAACAACAUGGCGUUGGUCUACGGCAAAGAAGCUAACAUGUGGAAGGGGAAGGAGACCUUCCUGUCCAUCCUGCACCGCCACAUGGACAUCCACGGCACGGUGUACUACGAAACCCAGCGGCCCCCCGAGGUCCCCGCCUUCGUGAAGAACCACGGCCUUCUCCCCCCGCGGGACCUGCAGCAGCUCCUCAGGAAGGCCAAGCUCUUUGUCGGCUUCGGCUUCCCGUACGAAGGCCCCGCCCCUUUGGAGGCCAUCGCCAACGGCUGCGUGUUCCUGCAGCCCAAGUUCAGCCCCGCCCACAGUUCCCUCAACCACGACUUUUUCCGAGGGAAGCCGACCUCCAGGGAGGUGUCCUCGCAGCAUCCCUACGCCGAGCAGUACAUCGGGAGGCCGAACGUCAUCACCAUCGACUUCAACAACACCCAGGAGGUUGAUGCCGCCAUCCAGGACGUCAUGAAGACCAACGUGCAGCCUUUUCUUCCCUACGAGUACACCUGUGAGGGGAUGUUGGAGAGAAUCCAUGCCUACAUUCACCACCAGGUGGGUCAGCGUGCUCGCUCAUCUGAACCUUAG
Molecule: messenger RNA, 2146 nt
Organism: Entelurus aequoreus (snake pipefish)
Lineage: Eukaryota; Metazoa; Chordata; Actinopteri; Syngnathiformes; Syngnathidae
Product: alpha-1,6-mannosylglycoprotein 6-beta-N-acetylglucosaminyltransferase B-like
Exons: 15
Coding region: 221-2146 (641 amino acids)
Biological process (GO): protein N-linked glycosylation
Cellular component (GO): Golgi apparatus
Molecular function (GO): alpha-1,6-mannosylglycoprotein 6-beta-N-acetylglucosaminyltransferase activity
Source: RefSeq, a predicted model, not a curated record